Molecule: messenger RNA, 915 nt
Organism: Fusarium venenatum
Lineage: Eukaryota; Fungi; Ascomycota; Sordariomycetes; Hypocreales; Nectriaceae
Source: RefSeq, a predicted model, not a curated record
AUGGUAAACCAACCACCUAAAAAGACUGCAGCCAAAGGGCGUCCAGUUGCUGGUUCCCAGCGUCCCCCAGCCGGUCGCCCUGCUCAAAAGCCCACCCAAAGACCCCCUGGUUACCAACAAGUCGCUGCACCGAGACCAGUUGCCGGCCGUCCUGUCGUCGGUAGACAGCCCGGACCUAGUCAAGGCAUGCAAAUGGCACAAAUGAGGCGACCACAACAACAAGCAAAUCGCGGAGCUCCAAGACCUACUCAGGCAAUGAGGCCGGGGCACAACCCAAGACCUCAACACGUCCACCAUCGACCAGUCCAACAAGCUGGGCGCGCACCAGCACCACACCCGGGUCAAGGUCACGCUCACGCUCAUAAGAGCGGAAGCUCUUCAAACAUGACAGCUGUCGCCGGCGGCGCUGCAGCUGGAGCAGCACUCGGUAUAGGGGGCGCUGUGAUAUACAACCAGAUGAACAGCUCGACCAACGUUAUCAACCAAGAACACAACAGUUACUCGUCUGAAAAUAACAGCUGGCAGUAUGACAACUACGAACAGACCAACCAUCAACAAGACAACCAUUAUGAUGAAAAUGGUAACUACUACGACAACGGGAAUUACUACUAUGACAACCAGUCCUCUGAUAAUGAGGGCAAUCACGACAAUAAUUAUGAUCCAGAUGCUAGAUAUGAGAGCGAUGGAUAUGACAAUCAAUAUGAUCAGCCCAGCGGCUACACGGAACCACCAGCUCAGGAUUCUUCAAUGGGCCACAAUGUGGGUGAAGAGGAUGGCUGUUGUGGUGACUGCGGAUGCAAUGACUGUUGCGAAUGUAACAAUUGUUGUGAGUGUGAAAACUGUUGCGACUGCGAAGAGUGUUGUGGCUGCUGUGGAAGCGAUGAGAAUGGAAAUGGCGGGUGUGUGGUUAUGUAA